Manihot esculenta (cassava) is the source of this 3163-nucleotide messenger RNA. RefSeq names its product proline-rich receptor-like protein kinase PERK8. The transcript is spliced from 8 exons. Gene Ontology annotation, molecular function: ATP binding; protein kinase activity. Gene Ontology annotation, biological process: protein phosphorylation. The record is from RefSeq and is a predicted model, not a curated record. NCBI's taxonomy places the organism in Eukaryota, Viridiplantae, Streptophyta, Magnoliopsida, Malpighiales, Euphorbiaceae. Bases 676 to 2862 code for a protein of 728 amino acids.
UUUUCCAACUAAAAAAAUAUUUUCAUGUUAUGUAAUUAUUAUUAUUAUUUUUUAAUAGAAAACAAGUUAAGGUGGUGAAUGAUGAUGGUGUUCUGCUUCAGAACAUGGUGUGAAUGAAUUUAGCAAAGACAGAAUUUUCUCCUCUCUACUGCACAUGUGAAGUAAAGUUUACUCCCAAAGUUGCCCCCACGUUUUCUUUGCAUAUUUUAUGGGCGGACUUCCUCUUUCCAUUUUUUUCUGUUUUCUUGGAAAAAUCCACUUCAAUUUCUAAUAUUCCAACCUGUAACAACAAAAGCCUGCCCCAAACAUCUUCAUGUUGAAGAUGGGUAAGGCUUUUUUGAACUUUGAGCUUCUGGGUUUUCUUUUUUUUCAUUUUGGUGAUCAGGGUAUUGCUGCAUUUGUCCAUUGACAGUUUACACUCCAUUGUAGUGUAUAAAAUUUGGAUUUUUGGUUAGAAGAAGUUAAAGCUAGGAUUCAAAUUCUAGUGUUGGUCAGAUAGGGAUUUCUGUGCUGAAUUUUGGUUGGUUUUUGUGAAUUUGGAUUUUUAUUGAGCCAUCAGUAAUUAGGAGGAGAAUUUUUUAAUUGGAAUUAUAUUGAGGUGUUUGGAUAUAUGCAGUGGGGAAAGUUGCUUGCUUGAGAUUUAGAUGUCUAGAUUUGAUAUGGAGGUAUAGUUUCAUGUACAUUUUGUUGGAUACAGACAUGGCCUCAACAACAUCACCUUCACUAAACUCUUCUCCUUCUGCUGUUCCACCAACAGCUUCCUCCACUGCCUCACCCCCAGCCCCUUCUUUACCAUCAAAUUCUACAUCCACUUCACCUCCGCCAACAGUAAGUUUGCCUAAUCAGACCACUGAUCCCACGGUCCCUUCAACUCCUUCUAACUCUUCAACUCCACCCCCUCAAUCUCCCACGACAGCAAUUCCGGCUGCGCCCCCUUCAUCACCGCUAGCAUCUACAACAACGCCCUCAACACCACCACCAUCUACAUCACCUCCAUCACCCCCGGCAUCUCCACCACCAGCCCCUCCAACAUCACCACCUCCAUCAACACCUAUUGCCCCUCCUCCAGCUAUCACUACUUCACCUCCCCCUCCACCACCAGCGAGCAGCUCUCUCUCUCCCCAGUUCUCCCCACCUACUCCUGUUGCAUCCCCGCCUUCCCCUCAAGCUGUUGCCCCUUCUCAACCUUCUCCUGUUAAUGUCUCUACGCCUCCUCCUGUUGAUUCACCACCUCCACCAGCAGUAAAGGCCCCUGCUGCACCUCCAAAUGUUCGUUCUCUGCCUAGUAGUCCUCCACCUGUAACUAAUUCUCCUCCCACGUCUGCAUUGCCAUCUCCACCUCCUUCUGUCCCGUCAACUUCUAUGCCACCUGUAAUGCCUCCUGUUUCUCCAGAUAAUUCAUCAACAACAGGAACUUCUCCAUUGUCGUCCAUGCCCUCUAUCCCUACAGAAAAGCCAACUGCAACGUCAACUAAUGAUACCAAUAUCUCCGCAAAGACAACAUCCACUGGUGUGCGGAAUUUAAACACUGGGACUGCAGUGGCAAUAGGCAUUGUGGUUGGGUUUGUUGUACUCAGUUUCCUCAUGAUGGCUGUAUGGGUUGUGCAUAAACGAAAGAGAAGGCAUGCUAAAUCAAAAAUUGGGUACACUAUGCCUUCCCCAUUUGCCUCCUCCCAGAAUUCAGAAUCAGUAUUUGUAAGACCCCAUUCUCAUGGACCUUUGAGAGGAAGCCCUUCUGGCAGUGACUUCAUGUAUGGGCCUCCAGAGCCAGGAGUAAGCACUUCGAGGUCAUGGUUCACAUAUGAGGAGCUAGUCCAAGCCACGAAUGGGUUUUCAAUACAAAAUCUUUUGGGUGAAGGUGGAUUUGGUUGUGUAUACAAAGGUAAGCUGGUGGAUGGUAGAGAAGUAGCGGUAAAACAAUUAAAGAUGGGUGGUUCUCAAGGAGAGCGUGAGUUCAAAGCAGAGGUUGAGAUUAUCAGCCGAGUGCAUCACCGCCAUUUAGUCUCAUUAGUAGGUUACUGUAUAUCUGAGAGUCAAAGAUUGCUCAUCUACGACUAUGUCCCAAAUAAUACCCUUCACUACCAUCUCCAUGGUAAAGGCAGGCCAGUUAUGGAUUGGGCAAUUCGUGUCAAGGUUGCUGCUGGAGCAGCUCGUGGCAUCGCUUACCUACAUGAAGACUGUCAUCCCCGCAUUAUCCACAGGGACAUCAAGUCAUCAAACAUCCUUCUUGAUAACAACUUUGAAGCACGGGUUUCAGAUUUUGGGCUUGCAAAGAUAGCACUGGAACUGGAUUCAAACACUCAUGUAACAACACGCGUGAUGGGAACCUUUGGGUAUAUGGCUCCUGAGUAUGCAACAACUGGCAAGUUGACUGAAAAAUCUGAUGUUUAUUCUUUUGGGGUUGUGCUUUUGGAGCUAAUUACAGGCCGUAAGCCUGUUGAUGCCUCUCAGCCAUUGGGUGAUGAAAGCCUAGUUGAAUGGGCUCGACCACUGCUUGUUGAAGCACUUGAUAGUGAAGAUUUUGGAGCACUAGUUGAUCCAAGGCUGGAGAAGAACUAUGUCCCUAGAGAAAUGUUUCGGAUGAUUGAGGCAGCUGCAGCUUGUGUGCGUCAUUCAGCUGCGAAAAGGCCACGAAUGAGUCAGUUGGUGAGAGCUUUGGACUCAUUAGAUGAGUUGUCAGAUCUAUCUAAUGGAAUGAAACCUGGCCAAAGUGAAAUCUUUGACUCAAGACAACAUUCUGCAGAGAUCAGAAUUUUUCAGAGGUUGGCAUUUGGUAGUCAAGACUACAGUUCAGAUUUUUUCGAUGACAGUCGAAGUAGCUGGAGGAGUCGACAGCAUAGCCGGAGUAACUUCAUGCCAUAAAUGCAUCUCACUACAGAAUUAAUUUGAGGUUCAAGACUUCCAUGGCAAACAAUUAUCUUAAAUUUCCAAUCUAUAACACAGAACUUGAUAGCAGGCUGACAGCUUUGCUGAAUCCUGGAUUUUGAGACCCCUUAAUGAUUUUGCUCAUCUUGGAAUCAGGGCACACCGAGUACAGUCUCUAAUCAAUAUGCUUUUUCUUCUAAGGUUGCAUCAUUUUGUAUUCUUUUAUUAUUUCAAUUCAUUGACAAAGCUUUAAUUUCUGUAUAUUUUAUACAUCCAAUUAAUGCAAGUCUCCUUUUUC